GGAAUGGGACUAACAGGCUUUGGAGUGUUCUUCCUUUUCUUUGGAAUGAUACUCUUCUUUGACAAAGCUCUUUUGGCUAUUGGAAAUGUUUUAUUUGUGGCUGGCUUGUCUUUUGUAAUCGGUUUAGAAAGAACAUUUAGAUUCUUUUUUCAAAAACACAAAAUGAAAGCGACGGGCUUUUUCCUGGGUGGCGUGCUCAUAGUUCUCAUUGGUUGGCCUUUAAUAGGAAUGAUCCUUGAAAUUUAUGGGUUCUUCCUAUUAUUCAGGGGGUUCUUUCCUGUGGUUGUUGGCUUUAUUAGAAGAGUUCCAGUUCUUGGAUAUCUCUUGAAUUUACCUGGUAUAAGCUCGCUUGUAGAUAAAGUUGGAGAAAGCAACAACAUGGUAUAAUGCAAGAGGGCAGAAGACUGAUUCUAAACUUACUGUAUUAUUUAUAAAGUCCUUUUGAAGAAUACUCAGCACAAAGAUUAAGUUGUGUACAAAGGAAAAGCUUGUUACAUUCUUUACAUAACAGUUUAAUUUAAAAUGUAUAGUCAACAAUAUACAUUAGGAAAGAAGCUCAGCAAGUACGCUUCUAGGAAAGUAACUCCAGAGUUCAGGAAGUAAACUGAAGAGGUGAAAGUCAUGGAAUAACCCAUGUUACAACUGUUCAAGACUAUUUUUGUUGGUUUUGAAAAACACGCUAGAGGUGGUGAACCCUUGUGGAAUUAACGGUGCCUGUACUUUACGUCCUUAUUUUGAAGGUGCAGUAGAGCAAACAGGCCUACAUUUUUAGGGGUGACCCAAAUUUAUCCAGCUCUCUGCUUGCUAUCCUCAGAGUGGAGGGGGGCAAAAAAAAAAACCCCCACAACGAGAAAAAAAAAACACUCAAAACAACCCAAACAGAAAACUUCUUGUGUAACAAGAGAUGGGUCUUUGCAUGAAGGUUAAGAUGGCUGUUCAUCUUCAAGUGUAUUACGACAAAAAAAAGAGACCCUACAUGGUUCUGUUGUAAACAUUUUUGUAAAUACAUGGCUGAAAUAAAACAUUGUUAUCUUAAUGUUUCAAAGCCAAAUGUAAGUUGAUUGUAUUUGCCUUCCGUUUCGGAAUAUGCAAAAGGUCA
Leptosomus discolor (cuckoo roller) is the source of this 1099-nucleotide messenger RNA. The record is from RefSeq and is a predicted model, not a curated record. NCBI's taxonomy places the organism in Eukaryota, Metazoa, Chordata, Aves, Leptosomiformes, Leptosomidae.